GAAAGGUAUAGCGGUUUUGUUAGGACGGGAUUUUAAAACCAGCAGUUCUUACCCACUCUCAGAGCAUCGCAUCCAGCCGCACAUUGGGUAUAUCUCCCGUACGGGUGCUCUCGUUUCACAGUGUUCGCACGUUUAUUUGCUUUCGGGAAAUCCCGUCUACCUAUAAAACGCUGGAAUCAGUUGACAAUUUUUUCCGUUCAUUUCAACGAUUACUUGACUACAUUUUAGUUUUUACCAAUCCUCUGUGGGUCUUCAUUCUUAGAGAGAUCCUGUCUUCGAUUUCAUUUCGUCGGAAGGGAGGAAUAAAAAGAAGAGUGAUCGGAAACCAAUUACGCGUCCGUACGACCUCCUGCAUGGGAGCUUUUCCAAUGGCUCAAGCGAAUGCAAGUCGUUCUGUGUCGAAUUCGCUGAGUUGCUUGUCAUCUCAUUCAUCGUUUCAAUUAGGCUUCCAGAUCAGAAAAUCUCACGGAACCAAAUCGUUUAUCAUUUAGUGCAAGGCUUCUCGUCGAAGUUUUGGUGGGGAAUCCAAUAAUAAUGACAAAGAACGCGACAACGAUUACCUCGAAGCCUUCAUUAUGGCUUCAGAAAUAAAGUGGCAGUCAUCUGGUCAAUUAUUUCCUUUUCCUAUUCAAGGAAACGAGUCCAAAGCUGAUGUUCCGUCGAUUGGUCAAGGGUUUCUUCAUCGUUUUCGGAAUCCUACAAUUUUCCUAAAAGUUUCUUGUGAUGGAGACUUCUUAUUGCCAAUUAUUGUUGGGGAAUAUGCUGUCAAAAAAAUAAUAGAUGCAUUCAUGGAGGAUAAAAAUGGGGAUUCUCCAGACCAGUUCCAGUUUGUGAGAAAUCUUGUAGAGAAACUUGGCUAUGAAGUGAAAAUGGUGCGUAUUACGGAAAGAGUGGUUAAUACUUACCAUGCCAGAAUAUAUUUUAGCAAGCGAGGGGAAAAAGUUUUUCUAAGUGUGGAUGCACGCCCAUCAGAUGCCAUAAAUGUGGCCAAAAGAUGCAAGGCUCCAAUUUAUGUCAACAGACAAAUUAUCUUGUCUGAUGCUAUUACGAUUGUUUACGGAGCACACAGAAGAAACCGUGCAAAGUCAGUUUAUGAUGUAUCUUUGGACAGUGCUGCAGGUGGUCCAGAUAUACUGGCCAAGGAACUUGAUCUGGUGAAAAGUAUCAAGUUAGCUGUUAAAGAAGAAAGGUACAGAGAUGCAGCAAUGUGGAGAAAAAAACUCUUAAAGCUCCAAACAUCAAGCUAUGAACUUUAGGUGGUUUGUAAGAAAAUCUUAAGUCAGAGGAACCAUAAUCCCGUGGAACAUGAUGCAACAGAAAAAAUGUCUUCAAAAGAAUGAGGGCCUGUAGUUGGACCUAGUUGUUGGGGGUAGCUUUUGGGGUCUGCUUUUUGUGUGUUGCCAUCUCGUAGACCCAGGUCACUUGCUGGUGACUCGGUCUACAUUUUUUGUGGUUGAGGGGGUAAUGGACCUGGAUUCCUGGUUAGGUGACAGGUCGACCAGUCUGGCGAGCCGGGUCAACAAUGGGUUGAAAACAUUAGCUUCAUGGGUUUAGAAGUUGGAGCUUUGUCAUUGGACAUUAGACCAUUGGACGUUGCACCAUAUUCUGGAUUAUCAUGGCAUCUUUUAUUCUUGACUUAUGUGCAUCAGUGCAUGGAAUAUGCAUGUAUAAACAGUGGUGAAUUCCUUUUUAUGGAGCGAGGAAGAAAAAAGGUUCUAUCGUCUUGUCAGGAGUGCUAAAUUACUGGGGAAUAUUUCCACGCUCAUCCAAUGUACAUUGUGAAUAUCUCUCACGCAUGUAUAUUAAAUUCAUGGGGAAAUGUUUUUCGUGUGUGGGUGGAUGCAUGUGCUUAAGACUACAAA
This is a messenger RNA of Nelumbo nucifera (sacred lotus), 1862 nucleotides long. Its product is annotated as bifunctional nuclease 2-like. NCBI's taxonomy places the organism in Eukaryota, Viridiplantae, Streptophyta, Magnoliopsida, Proteales, Nelumbonaceae. Gene Ontology annotation, molecular function: nuclease activity. Gene Ontology annotation, biological process: protein ubiquitination. Gene Ontology annotation, cellular component: nucleus; VCB complex. The record is from RefSeq and is a predicted model, not a curated record.